Molecule: messenger RNA, 2807 nt
Organism: Dunckerocampus dactyliophorus (ringed pipefish)
Lineage: Eukaryota; Metazoa; Chordata; Actinopteri; Syngnathiformes; Syngnathidae
Exons: 21
Coding region: 55-2784 (909 amino acids)
Source: RefSeq, a predicted model, not a curated record
UUGCUGUCUGCAACGACAAGGACAGUGUGGUUCUUCAUUCCCACGCUUUGUGUCAUGGCUGGCGUGUUCAGACUGGGGCUUUUUCUCCUGUCAUUACUUGGGACUAUAGAAGCUCAAAAGACACCUUCCAUAAAUAUUCAGUCCAAAUGUUUGGGAAAUCUCUUGCGUGUGGAUGUCGGUCCACUUCGAGGGAAGCUUCUGGAAGUUUCUGCUGUUGUCGGCAACUCCGCCUAUAGGCUCACGCAAAGUUUGGCAACGCAGUGCGGCUUCAGUAUGAAGUACGACACGCAGGAAACCAUCGUGAUCUACGCCUCCAUUCAUAACUGUUUUGCUCAAAACAUGGGGGAUUCAUUCAGUAUAGUGCUAAAUCUCAGGCUCUAUGGUAACCAAAUGGUUCAAGGCGAGGUGUACCAGGUGGCUGAAACCUGCAGCUAUAGCACGCCGGCCUCCAGGGAAAUAAUCUGUGAUCCCAACUAUAUGGAGGUGUCCGUGAAAAGGGUCGCGCCAGAUGAUUACGUUCAGCCUCGGAAUCUUGCGCCAGGGACCCCCCCAAAGUUUGAUCUUCGACAGGCUGCUGAGAAGUUAAUUGACUCGGGAUACAAAAUCUCAACACUGGUGGUCAACACACCUGAAGAGAAGAAAAUGACUUUGAUGGAGGCCCAGAAGUACGGCUACGGGAUUGCAAACACGCCAACGAGACUCGUCCUGCGAAGUUCCAAGUCUGCGCCUGACACGUACAUACAACAUGUGGCAGGUGUGCCGAUGGCCGUGCUGCAAGCCACCACUAUCUUUAAAAAGAAGUGGCUCACAGCUGAAAUUGAGGCAGCUGCUGCUUGUCCAAUAGUGGAAGGAAGUGUUUACGUCACGGAGAACCUGAUCAGCUGGUUCCUGCCCACCCGUAUAGACCCACUCAUUUCCUCUGGCAACUUGCAACUUCUGGAGGUGCACAUGGGCAUCGAUGGAACGAGGUUGGACGCCGCGGAGGUGUCGGCUCGGCGCUACAACAUGACUGUUGGCAACAUGUACAUCGCAGUCCAUAUUCCCAUCGGGGCACCCGGCGGCUUCUUUAAGAGUGUGGUCCAGAAUAGUCAGUACUUUGUCUUCUAUGUGAUUGAGCCCAUGCUUGAGUUGCUAUGGAUGGAGGAUGCCACCAAUCGGGACACAAGAUACAAAGUUCUCUGCCCCAUCACGACGCCGCCGAUGUUGCAACCCGUGCAAGUGUAUGACAACACCGAUGUACAGCAGGGAGUGUUCAAAGUGACCAUCGGGCCUUUUGCGCCUGACGUGGCUCUACUCAACAUCACGUUGGCCGGCGAGGUUGUGAUGGUGACGGACUGCAGCAAGCGAGGCUUCAACCUGCAGGAGCAUCGUGCUCAGAACAGCAGCUUGAAGUUCUUCACGUUCAAAGUACCCUUCGCAGACCGGGUCGUCCUGCAGAAGAAAGAAACGGGGCUUAAAGUCUACUCGCUACAGCUGAUUUUUGGUCUGGUGGUCCUUCCAGAGUUCGCACAGUUUUCUUACUCUACUAAUCUCAACGCAAAAUUGGUUGACGCGGUCAAACCUUCCAUCAGUGGAGUCUGCGACUCGCGGAACUUCUACAUUCUCGUGCAACAUGGAAUGCAAGGCCACACCUUCCGAACGACCCUGGGAACGCGCCCUAUGACGCAGAGUCUGGCACAGGAAUACAGCUUCGCAGAGAACGGAACCCACUUCAGCGUUGCGGUGCCCUUCACGUCCCAAGAUGUCGCCUUUGAGGCUAUCGAGGUAUCUGUGAAAAAGGUGGGGUCGUUCAUCAAAGGCAGACUUGACAUCAUGUUGCAAAAUCCAGAAACCAACAAAGAUAUCCAAGCCUUCACUCUGACGUGUAGUUUCCCCGCCACGCUGACUGAGUGUUUGCCCAAUGGAACCAUGACUGCUCUGGCGAUCAAACUGGAGUCUGUUCCCAGUCUGAACCCCCGUCAGCUGACCCUCGCAGACCCUACCUGCGUUCCUGCCUACAGCAACGACCGCUAUGCUUAUUUUGUCUUCACGGGAAACACAUGUGGGACCACCAGAAAGUUUUUGUCCAAUGCGAUGCUGUACGAGAAUGAAAUCUCUCUGCCGGAUGCACUUCGAAAGAACAGCGCCUCCAGCCAAGAUGAGCCGGACUAUGAGUUGAAGAUUGCUUGCUACUAUGACGUCAAUACAAGUCGUGCCAUGACCUUCCGUACCAGGCCUCGCAGGAAUGAACCAUAUGCAGAAAAUGGAAAAGGCGAGCUGCAAGUGGCGCUGAGGCUCGCAGUGGAUGACUCCUACAAUGAAUUUUAUGGCGACUCGGACUACCCGAUAUCAAAGUACCUGCAGCAGCCAUUAUAUUUCGAGGUGGAACUCAUGAGGUCAAUGAACCCUAAAGUGUCACUAGAGCUGGAGAGCUGCUGGGCCACAGUGGAUGAGGACAGGACAUCCCAGCCCAGAUGGAAUCUAAUCAUAAAUGGCUGUGCAAACCCAGUUGAUCCACACCGUGUAGUCUUCCACCCUGUGUGGAAAGAUGACAGAGUGCAGUACCCGUCCCACAUCAAGCGCUUUGAGGUCCAGAUGUUUGCUUUUGCACAAGACCAGGAUAACUUAAAGAAGCGGCUCUACGUCCACUGCGAUGUGGAGGUCUGUGACCCUCGGAAUCGUCUGAGCGAAGCGUGUAGGAACAGGCGCUGUUCCAGCCAGGACAACAGGAUCAAAGUUCAAAGACGAGCCACUUCAGGUUUCGACCUCAGACACGUGUCUUCUGGGUGCAUACUUCUAAAGUGAUGAAAAUAAAGUGACUUUUAAAC